AUGGAUUCUGGGAGAAAAAGCGGUGGGAACUCAUUCUCUUCUCUCUCUUUUUUAGUAAACGGCGCAGACUUGAUGGCCGACCUCCAGGACCCGUAUUUGGUCAGCGUUCACCUCAUCGCAGACCCGGACCAGGGCAGCUUCCUCCAGCACGCCACGGACGCCGCCCUCUCCUGGAUACACCCGGACCUGCAGCUUUUCCGCGUCUCCGAACGUGCCCACCGUUCCAAAAAAAGACCCCCGAACCCCACCUCCCAGCCCGCUUUAGCCGUCAUCCUCUUCCUCCAAGAAUCCUACGGGGGCGAGGAGCAUAUUUUAUCGUUACAUCGCGCUUUGCAAAGACCACCGUGGCGUUACCAUCACACAGAAAAAGUCAGCAACGGCAAACGGAUGCUCCCGCUAACUCCGAGUAGCCAGGAUUUCUUCACUCUGACACCCGGGACUCCUUUAUGGGCGGUGAGACAAGUCCACUACGGCAAAGAAAUAGUCCGAUUCACAUUUUACUGUCGAUAUGAAAACUAUAUUGACAUGGUGAGGCUGUACAAACUGUUGCUACAAAAGCGAGUUGCUCAAAAGAAGGAGGAUUUUUGUUUUUUCGUGGUGUAUUCCAACGCAGAUUUGGAGAUUCAGUUGUCGUUUAAGAGGCUCCAGAAAGGCCAGGCUCCUUUGGUCUUGGACUCUUCUCUGUUGGAGAUCAGAGUGAGGGACGUGGGGGCGCUGGUACCUCUCCUCCCCCACACGUGCAGACCCAUCAGUGACCUGCGCUGGCAAACGCAAGACUACGACGGCAACAAGAUACUGCUCCAGGUUCAGGCUCCUCUCUUCAAACAUCGACACACCGACUCUUCUUUCCCUCACCACGAAUCCACGUCUGCUCCUUCUACCUUCACCCGCCACAGCGCCCCCUACAGGCACCACCAUCACCACAACCACCACCACCACCGCCGACACCCCAACCGCUCCGCUUCCCUGCAUUCUAGAGGCCUGCAAACUUCACAAAUGUCCAUCCCUUUGGCCUACGACUAUCUCAACCCCAACGACGAAUGGUCCGAGCACAGAUACAUGGAUCAAUACACGGAAGAACUGAAAAACAACCAUUCCGGAUCACUAUUCUCCCUCCCAAACAUAACCUCUACUCAUUCUCUGGACCUAUCUCGCAAUCAGCAUCGCAAAAACCUCCCAAAAACAACUUCUAGUGAGGCGUAUUCACUAGUCCCGCCUUUCCGCUUAAACGUUGAUGCUCUGAUUGGUGCGGAAGAGACAGACGUAGAUACAGGAGACAAAGUAGCAAUGGAUUUAUCAGUAGUUUCGGCGUACAUUCAAGCUGGACUGAACUUAAAUGGAAGACCAGUCUCUGCUCCUCCUGAAGAACUUGUCCCAUCAAGAUCUCCGAGUAUACCAGAUGUUAAUGUUACGUACAAGGCAGCUACAAUAGGAGGCAGGAGUGGCGUGAAUCGGUCAAACAGUAUGGUUGUGAAUGGGAAAUGCAGUAGUAGUAGUAGUUUUGGGAUGUUGUUGGGACAAGCCGGUCUGGAUAUAAGCACGACGCCCUCAGUGAGCAGUGUGUCCAUAAACCAUUCUGAUAACUGCAGCAUCGACGACGACAAGAUAGAAGAAGAGGAAACUCUCUACUUCGUGUAG
Boleophthalmus pectinirostris (great blue-spotted mudskipper) is the source of this 1638-nucleotide messenger RNA. Its product is annotated as protein FAM124A. NCBI's taxonomy places the organism in Eukaryota, Metazoa, Chordata, Actinopteri, Gobiiformes, Gobiidae. Bases 1 to 1638 code for a protein of 545 amino acids. The transcript has 4 exons. The record is from RefSeq and is a predicted model, not a curated record.